AAGGAAUUUUGAAGUCACGUGAUGGCGGGAAAAGCAAGAUGGCGACCAGUGAAGUAGUUUUGCAGAAAAAACUCAACUACGCGAUUCACCGAUGGUCAAGUUUCUCCGCGAACUACGUCCCCGACAACAUCCUUGUUGACAAGCCAAACGAUCAGAGUUCAAGAUGGUCCUCAGAUAGCAACUACCCACCGCAGUUUCUGACCCUGAAGCUGGAGAGACCUUCUAUCGUGUACAGUAUUACCUUCGGAAAGUAUGAAAAAACACAUGUAUGUAACUUGAAGAAGUUCAAGGUGUACGGAGGACUGAAUGAUGACAACAUGAUAGAACUCUUACAAAGUGGCCUGAAGAAUGACCACAACAAGGAAGCAUUUGACCUGAAGAGUAAAAUAGAAGGGCAGCUCUUUCCAUGCAGAUAUAUCAAAAUAGUCCCCAUCAUGUCAUGGGGCCCCAGUUUUAACUUCAGUGUGUGGUAUGUGGAACUGAGUGGGGACGACGCUCCUGAACUGGUGCAGCCGUGUCUACAGUGGUACAACUCUUAUCGAGAGCAGCAGGCGAUACGACUGUGUCUGAAGCACUUCCGACAACACAACUAUGACGAGGCUUUCGAGUCUCUGCAGAAGAAAACCAAAGUUGCCUUAGAGCACCCAAUCCUUACUGAGCUGCAUAAUCACUUGGUUGUUCAAGGUGACUUUGAUGCCUGUGAGGCCCUUGUUGAAAGAGCUGUACAUGAUGGACUGUUUAAUGAGUUCAUUAGUCAGCAGGAGUACAGACCAAAGUGGACACUGAUAGAGCCUGUCUGCAAUGGUUCUUCAGAAGAAGACAGGCCGGGUAUGAGAGGUGGUCAUCAGAUGGUCAUCGAUUCCAACACAGAAACCAUCUACCUGUUUGGAGGGUGGGACGGCUCCCAGGACCUGUCUAACCUGUGGGAGUACAACGUACCGGCCUCACGGUGGACAUGUCUGUCCAAGGAUACAGAAAAAGAUGAUGGCCCCAGUGCGCGGUCGUGCCAUAAGAUGUGUAUAGACGGCGAGCGCCGGCAGAUCUACCUGCUGGGCAGAUAUCUGGACUCCUCCCUUCGCACCUCGGAGACCCUGAAGAGCGACUUCUAUGUUUAUGAUAUAGAUAACAAUAAGUGGACGUUGAUCAGUCAGAACACAGCUGAGGAGGGAGGGCCCAAACUCAUCUUUGACCACCAGAUGUGCAUGGACGUGGAGAAGCAAACGAUCUACGUGUUUGGGGGCCGCGUCCUGACCAGCGGGAGCUCGGGGGAGGAGAGGUCGUCCAACGAGCCCCUGUUCAGCGGUCUGUACUCGUACCACUGCCCCACCAACACGUGGAAGCUGCUGAGGGAGGACUCAGGGAACGCUGGCCCUCAGGACAUCAGGAGCAGGAUCGGACACUCCAUGCUGUUCCACACGCAACGUCGUCAGCUGUACAUCUUUGCAGGUCAGAGGUCCAAAGAGUACCUGAACGACUUCUUCACCUACAAUGUGGACACAGACGAAGUGGAAUUCAUAUCAGAUGGCACCAAGAAGGAAGAGGGGCAAGUGCCGGCGGCCGGGUUCACCCAGCGCGCCACCAUCGAUCCUGAGCUGGAUGAGAUCCACGUACUGUCAGGUCUGAGCAAAGACAAGGAGAAGAGGGAAGAAAAUGUACGAAACUCCUUCUGGGUGUAUGAUAUCAAGCAGAAGAAAUGGUCUUGUAUAUAUAAGAAUGAGCAUUUGAACAAGGAGCAGUGGGGGAAGAGUCAUCCAGCUGAACCCUGUCCCAGGUUUGCACACCAGCUGGUGUACGAUCAUAUCCAUCAGGUACACUAUCUGUUUGGUGGGAAUCCAGGGAAGUCCAACUCUCCCAAGAUGAGGCUGGAUGAUUUCUGGUCUUUAAAGCUGUGUAGGGCAUCCAAGGAACAACUGCUACGGAGGUGCAGAUACCUUAUACGGAGGCACAAGUUCCAGGAGAUAGCUGCUGCAGACCCGCUGGCUGCCCUGCAGUUCCUGCAGUGUGACCUCGCCUCCAUCGUGGAUCAUGAGGACGAUGAAGAAACCAGAGAGUUCCAGCAGCUGGCAUCAACACUUUUCAAGUCCAAGGAGGAGAUAGCUGAUGGAUACAACAUGCACUUCCUUACUGAUGUGGAUGAUCAUUUUCCUGGCAGAACACAGCUAUUUGACACCCUGGUAGCAUUCUUCCCUGAACACAUGGCCCAGCCCAAGGGGAACCUGGUGGACCUCAUCACAUUCUGACACCCACAAACUGGACAGGACCAGCCACUAGUCUAACCAGGAUGGUGCCAUAGCACUGAGAUAACCAGGGCUCU
Messenger RNA from Branchiostoma belcheri (Belcher's lancelet), 2314 nucleotides. Its product is annotated as muskelin-like. The coding region runs from base 39 to 2240 and encodes 733 amino acids. The record is from RefSeq and is a predicted model, not a curated record. Gene Ontology annotation, cellular component: cytoplasm. NCBI's taxonomy places the organism in Eukaryota, Metazoa, Chordata, Leptocardii, Amphioxiformes, Branchiostomatidae. Gene Ontology annotation, molecular function: protein binding. The transcript has 22 exons.